This is a messenger RNA of Trichechus manatus latirostris (Florida manatee), 1247 nucleotides long. RefSeq names its product proline rich transmembrane protein 2 (gene PRRT2). Gene Ontology annotation, cellular component: membrane. NCBI's taxonomy places the organism in Eukaryota, Metazoa, Chordata, Mammalia, Sirenia, Trichechidae. The record is from RefSeq and is a predicted model, not a curated record.
AAGGGCCCUCUCCCCUCUCCCAUCUCAGGAUGGCAGCCAACAGCUCUGAGGGCUCUGAGAUGAAGGGGGUCGCAGAGGGUCACCAGACCCAGGGAGAAUGGGCUGACCAUCCUGAAGCUGGAACUAACCCUCCCCCAGUCCCAGCCGGGGUCCCAGAUGAGUCAGAGGCCAAGCAGCCAGACCCAGACACCAGUGGGGUCCCCGUAGACUCAGAGCCCAAGGCUGGGCUGGCUCCAGAAACCACAGAGACCCCGGCUGGAGCCCCAGAAACAGCCCAGGCCACAGACGUCAGCUCAAGCCCAGGAAAGAAAUCAAAGGCCAGCUCCAGCCCUGAAGAAGCAUGCCAAGACCCAGCAUCCAAAUCAGAGGAGAGCAAAGAGGCCACUGCAGGCCAGGGUUCUGCCAAGCUGGAGUCUGCAGCCCCACCUGAGCCAGCUUCAGAGCCUUCUCCCCAACAGGACCCCCAGUUAGAACCUCAGCCAGACCCCCAGCCAGGUUCCCAGCCCACUCCCAAGCCAGCCCUCCAGCCAGAGCCCCCUACCCAGGAGGACCCAAGCCCCGAGGCCCUGACAGAGAGUAUGGGAGAAAAGCAGGAGAAUGGGGCAGUGGUCCCCCUUCAGGCUGGCGAUGAGGAAGAGGGUCCAGCCCCCCAGCCUCACUCACCACCCUCAACCAAAAUCCCCCCAGCCAAUGGGGCUCCCCCUCGAGUGCUGCAGCAGCUGGUUGAGGAGGAACGAAUGGGAAGGGUUCACAGUGGGCAUCCAGGAUCUCCCCGAGGUAGCCUGAGCCGCCACCCCAGCUCCCAGCUGGGAGGGCCUGGGGUGGAGGUGGGUGAAGGCACCCAGAAACCUCAGGACUACAUCAUCCUCGCCAUCCUGUCCUGCUUCUGCCCCAUGUGGCCCGUCAACAUUGUGGCCUUCGCUUAUGCCGUCAUGUCCCGGAACAGCCUGCAGCAGGGGGACGUGGAUGGGGCCCAGCGUUUGGGCCGUGUGGCCAAGCUCUUAAGCAUCGUGGCGCUGGUGGGGGGGGUCCUCAUCAUCAUCGCCUCCUGCGUCAUCAACUUAGGCGGUGAGUGGGGAUCUGGGACAGCGGGAGGAGUGGAAGGGUUGUCAAGGGCAGCCUUACUAACCCCCGCUCCUGCUCUCUCCUGUCUGUCCUCCCUACUCCUCCUUUGUCUCUCCUUGUCUCUACCCACCCCACCACGGUCUGUCUGUCCCUCCCUCUCCUCUCCCACAGUGUAUAAGUGA